UGUUGUCAGACUCCGUCUCCCACCCCACGCUGAGCCCAGCUGCACCCCUGGGAGCCCAGUCGUUUGCCCCGAGCACAAGGAAUGGAUUUCUGAGGGAGCAGCUGGAACAGCAGGUCCCCGGGAGUCAGCAUGCUUCGUGUCUGGGCCACCCCUUGGAUCCUGCUGAUGCUCCAGGGUGCCUGGGGCUGCUCGGACCUCGUCUGCUACACAGAUUACCUCCAGACGGUCACCUGCAUCCUGGAGACACGGACCCCCCACCCCGGCACGCUCAUCCUCACCUGGCAAGACCUGUACGGAGAGCUGGAGGACGAGGUCACCUCCUGCAGCCUCCGCCCGUCCACCCACAAUGCCACGCACGCCGAGUACACGUGCCACAUGGAGGUGUUCCACUUCAUGGCCGACGAUGUUUUCACCGUCAACACGACAGACCAGUCCGGCAACCACUCCCAGGAGUGUGGCAGCUUUGUCCUGGCGAAGAGCAUCAAGCCAUCUCCCCCUUUCAACGUGACCGUGACCUUCUCGGGACGUUAUAACAUCUCCUGGAGCUCCAACUACGAUUCCUACGCACUCAAGGGCAAGCUCCAGUAUGAGCUGCGGUACCGGAGGCGAGGAGAACCCCGGGCUCUGAGUCCAGGGAGAAAGCUGAUCUCGGUGGACUCGAGCAGUGUCUCCCUCCUUCCCUUGGAGUUCCAAGAAGACUCGAGCUACGAGCUGCAGGUGCGGGCAGGGCCCCAGCCCGGGUCCUCCUAUGAGGGGACCUGGAGUGAAUGGAGUGACCCAGUCAUCUUUCAGACCCAGCCAGAAGAGAGAAAAGGAGGCUGGCGCACUGACCUGCUGUAUCUCCUCCUGAUCCUCGUGCCUCCCAUCCUUGUCUUCUUAGGCCUGAAGAUCCACCUGCCUUGGAGGCUGUGGAAGAAGGUGUGGGUGCAGGUGCCCAGCCCAGAGAAGUUCUUCCAGCCCCUGUACAUGGGCCACAGCGGAGACUUCAAGAAAUGGGUGGGCUCGCCCGUCACUGCCUCCAGCCUGGAGCUGGGACCCUGGAGCCCAGGGGCGUCCUCGUCCCUGGAGGUGCACAGCUGCUGCCCACCGCAGAGUGCCACCAAGGGGCUGCAGCCCACGUCGCUGCCGGAGCUGGCAGACCUGGUGGAAGCCGACGGGGUGCCCGAGCCAGGGUCCUGGGGCCCAGCGCCCUCCAUGGCCAGUAGCUUGGGCUGUUCAGUUUACAGCCAGGAGAGGGACCGGCCGUACGGCCUGGUAUCCAUCGACACGGUCACCGUGGUGGACGCAGAGGGGACAUGUGCCUGGCCCUGCACCUGUGGGGAUGACGGCUACCCAGCUCUGAACCUGGAUGCCAAUCUGGAGCCUGGCCCCAGCACUGAGGACCCGCUCUUGGGCACAGGUGCCACAGUCCUGUCCUGUGGCUGCGUCUCGGCCGGAGGCCCUGCUGGGCUGGGUGGCCCCCUGGGCAGCCUCCUCGACAGGCUAAAGCUGCCCCUUGAAGAUGAGGCAGGUUGGGUCCCGGGGCCGCCCUGGGGUGGCGGGCCACCCCAAGAGGUGUCUGACAGCGAGGCGGGCUCGCCCCCAGCCGGCCUGGACAUGGACACGUUUGACAGCGGCUUCGCAGGCUCUGACUGCGGCAGCCCUGUGGAGUGUGACUUUGCCAGCCCCAGGGAUGAAGGGCCCCCCCGGAGCUACCUCCGCCAGUGGGUGAUCAUGGCCCCUUCUCCUGCGGGACCCGGAUCCCAGGCCAGCUAGUGAGCCGGCUGUG
Ceratotherium simum simum (southern white rhinoceros) is the source of this 1768-nucleotide messenger RNA. The record is from RefSeq and is a predicted model, not a curated record. NCBI's taxonomy places the organism in Eukaryota, Metazoa, Chordata, Mammalia, Perissodactyla, Rhinocerotidae.